AUGUGUCUAAACAAGCCAUCGGACACCAGUGAGGCCCCUGCCAUUACUCUCAGCGCUGAACGCCGUGGAGCAUUUGGAGUUCUGGAUCGCAUGAAACGCAUGUUAGCCAGCGGGCAGCUCAGCGAUAUAAAGUUCGCCGUGGGACGCCAGUUUGGCACUGAGAAAGUCUUCCCCGCGCACAAGAAUAUUCUGUGCAACAGCAGCGAUGUGUUCUACUCCAUGAUUUGCAACAGCGUGGCUGAAUCGUGUCCGUUGGUUAUUCACUUUCCCGACAUUCCGUCCGACGCGUUCGCCAAUCUGCUCAGUUAUGUGUACACUGAUUCGGUUGAAGACAUCAACGCAGACACUGUUUUUCCAACAAUGCACUGCGCGGACAAAUUCGGUUUGCCCUUGCUGGUGGACACCUGUUGCGCUUACAUCACCGAACACCUGAAUGCGGAUAACUGCCUGACCACGCUGGAAAACGCCAACCGUUGUGGCUCUGAUCACGUUGCGAUCGUGCAGAAGUGCCUGGAAAUCGUGGACGCUUCCAGCGAGACCAUUCUACUGUCGGAGCAGUUUAGCAACAUGGGACACGACUGUCUCAUGAUGAUCCUACAGCGUUCGUCUCUUACCGUCAACGAGAAUAUCGUGUAUAUGGCAGUGCACAAGUAAGGACUGUUACAGAAUUAGCA
Molecule: messenger RNA, 674 nt
Organism: Paramacrobiotus metropolitanus
Lineage: Eukaryota; Metazoa; Tardigrada; Eutardigrada; Parachela; Macrobiotidae
Product: BTB/POZ domain-containing protein 6-like
Exons: 3
Coding region: 1-654 (217 amino acids)
Molecular function (GO): protein binding
Source: RefSeq, a predicted model, not a curated record